Messenger RNA from Melanotaenia boesemani (Boeseman's rainbowfish), 3787 nucleotides. It is a transcript of the gene nefma, whose product is annotated as neurofilament medium chain a. The transcript has 3 exons. Gene Ontology annotation, molecular function: structural constituent of cytoskeleton. NCBI's taxonomy places the organism in Eukaryota, Metazoa, Chordata, Actinopteri, Atheriniformes, Melanotaeniidae. Gene Ontology annotation, cellular component: cytoplasm; intermediate filament; postsynaptic intermediate filament cytoskeleton. Gene Ontology annotation, biological process: neurofilament bundle assembly. Bases 229 to 2862 code for a protein of 877 amino acids. The record is from RefSeq and is a predicted model, not a curated record.
AUGCGCCCUCCCAUCCGUUCCAUCAAUGGACGAAACUAAAAUGCUUGGACUUGCCUUGUUAGCGACAGAACCUCAGAUAUAUAAGGAGCAGACGGGGGAGGUCUCAGUCGCUGUGAAAGCCAUACACCCCUCACCUGCGCGCACACACACAUAUACACCCCCACACGCCUCCACCUCCAGCACCGUCCCCAUCAUUCCUGCGCACAUCCUCUAAGGUAGUCUGACCGGAUGAGUUACCCGGUGGACACGAUAGGAAGUCCCUUCAGGAGCGUUAUGGAUACUAGAACGUCAAGCUACGGCUACAGCCGCUCCAGCGGCACCCCCUCCAGCGGCUUUCGCUCCCAGUCGUGGUCCCGGGCAAGUCCCGGCUCCACCAUGACCCCAUCUUACAAGAGGAGCGUGAAUGUACCGGUAUCCAGAGCAUACAGCUCUGCAGUGCUCAGCUCCGCCGACAGCGUUGAUUAUAGUCCAACUUCAAUCCUUAACGGUGACUACAAGCGAUCUAACGAGAAAGAGCAACUUCAAGGGCUUAAUGACCGGUUUGCUGUUUACAUUGACAAGGUGCACUACCUGGAGCAGCAGAACAAGCAGAUCGAGGAUGAGAUCCAGGCACUGCGUCAGAAGCAGGUGUCGCGCUCCCAGCUGGACGACGUCUACGGCCAAGAGCUACAGGAGCUGCGCUCCGUACUGGAGCAAAUCCACCAUGACAAGGCGCAAAUCCAGCUUGACACUGACCACAUCGAUGAGGACAUCCAGCGGCUCAGGGACCGCUUUGAGGAAGAAGCUCGAAUCCGAGAGGAGACAGAAGCCAUAAUCCGCGUCCUGAAGAAGGACACGAGCGACUCUGAGCUGCUGAAGUCCGAGUUGGAGAAGAAAGUUCAGUCUCUGCAGGAUGAAAUCGCCUUCAUCCGCAACAACCACGAGGAAGAGGUGAGCGACCUCAUCGCCCAGAUUCAGGCGUCUCAGGUGACCGUGGAAAGGAAAGACCUCCAGAAGGCAGACAUCACCGAAGCUCUUCGGGAGAUCCGCUGUGAGCUGGAGGGUCACUCCAACCAAAACCUGCAGCAGGUAGAGAACUGGUUCAUGUGCCGCUACACCAAGCUCACCGAGGCUGCAGAGCAGAAUAAGGACGCCAUAAAGUCCGCCCGGGAUGAGAUAGCUGACUACCGCCGCCAGCUGCAGUCUAAGACGGUGGAACUGGAGUCCGUCCGCGGGACAAGGGACUCACUGGAGAGGCAGCUGAAUGAUAUCGAGGACCGCCACAACAGCGACCUGGCCAGCUUGCAGGAGACAAUCCACCAGCUGGAUAAUGAGCUCAAGAGCACCAAGUGGGAGAUGGCUCGUCACCUUCGUGAGUAUCAGGACCUGCUGAAUGUCAAGAUGGCCUUGGAUAUUGAGAUUGCUGCAUACAGGAAACUCUUGGAGGGUGAGGAGACUCACUUCAGCACUUUCCCUUAUCGUCAGCCCGUGACCUCAACCAAAUUCUCUAAACCUAAAUCAGAGGUUUCCAAGCUUAAAGUGCAGCACAAGUUUGUGGAGGAGAUCAUCGAGGAGACAAGGGUAGAGGAUGACAAGGCUGACAUUGAUGAGACCCUGGCUGAGAUAGCACAAGACCUGUCUGCCUCCCCAGGAGAAGAAGGAGAGGAGGAAGAAGGAGAAGAGGGUGGUGAGGGAGAGGAAGAAGAGGGGGAAGAGGGAAAAGGAGAUGAAGGAGGAGAGGAAGAGGAAGUCGUAGCUGCCACUGAAGCCAAAGUUAGUGCUAGUGCACCUAAGGAUGAUGAGGAAGAUGAAAAGGACAAUGAUGAGGGUGAGGAGGGGGAAGGAAAAGGUGGGGAGGAGGGAGAGAAGGAAGAAGAAGGGGAGGCAGAGGAUGAAGGAGAUAAAGGGGGUGAUGCAGAGGGAGGUGAUGAAGAGGGUGAAGAAGGAGGAGAGGAGGAGGAAGUUGAGGAGACAGUGUUGAGCUCCAAAGCUCCAGAGUCUGAGGCCUCUCCUGAAAAAGAGAAGGCUGGGGACAAGGAGGGCAGCGGAGGAGAAGAGGAGGCUGGUGCUGAAGAGGAGGGUGGUGAUCAAGAUGAAGAUGCUGGCAGUGAGAAAGCAUCCAAAAGUGGAGAUGAGAAAGAGGAGAAAGAUGAUUCAGAUAAGGGCAAAAAGGAAGAUGAGAAAAAGGUAAAAGAUGACAAAUCAGACAAACCUGUCACUAAGUCAGAAGCUUCAAAAACAGAAGCUAAAAAGCCUGAAACCAGCAAAGAAGAGGCUCCCAAAACAGAGGGAUCGAAGCCCAGUUCCCCCAAAUCUGGAUCCCCAAAGCCUGCUUCCCCCAAGUCUGAAUCCCCUAAACCUGAGUCUCCUAAAGCUGAAUCUCCCAAGUCUGCUUCUCCAAAGUCUGAGUCUCCCAAAGAAGGCUCACCUAAGGCUGGAUCCCCCAAACCUAGCUCUCCCAAAGCUGAGUCCCCAAAGAGUGAAACCACCAAGGCUGAAGCUCCUAAAGAAGACAAAUCAGAGAAGAAGAGUGACUCAACAGAAGAGAAGAAGGUAGAAAAGAAGGAUGUUGCCAUGAACGGUGAUGUAGACAAGAGCAGCCCAGAGGAAAAAGAGAAGAAAGAAGAGGGGAAAGAUGAUGUGAUCGCUAACGGUGUAGACGAGAGUCCCGUGAAGGAAGAUGGCAGCCAGAAAGUGGUGAUCACCAAGACUGUGGAGACAAUCACCACUGGAGAAGACGGGUCCAAGCACGUCACCAAGUCCAUAACUGUGACAGAAACAGUGAAGGAGAUGGAAGAGAUGAUGCAGGAGAAGCUGGUCUCCAGCAAGAAGACAGAGAAGCACUCCACUCAGUCCAUCAAGCAGGUGACAGAGGGUGACUGAGCAGACCCCAGGCGGCUGGCAAAAGAGAUGGGGAGAGGAGAAGGGGGGCCAAGAGGAGAAAACAUGAAGCAAUCAACCCAAAACUUACGUAACAAAGAAAAUCAUACAGCUAGAGCGAUGUAAUAAAGACAACCACUCUCAAAACAAACCAUAGAGAAGGCUAAACUAAACGCUACAAAGUUCAAACAUGCAUGUUGAGUGAAAGCUUUAAACGGGCUUCGCUGCAGAUGCAGCCAGGAGCAAGCGACUGAGACAUUUUAUCCUGUCUUUCUUUCUUUCUGCUGUUCACGGGGUAGCUCAGGGGUGGGAGGGAGGGGGUCUCUGCAUGCUAGCUCAGAGGAGAGGAUUACUUUCCUUUCUGUUAUGUAUGUUUGAUAGGAAUACACUGUAUGAAGAGUAAAUGUGUAAAAGGAAUAUAUGGGUGGGUGGAAGAGUGAAAGAACUAUUCUUAAUGUUGAAAAGAUUUUUGAGUUAAAGGGGAAGGGGGGUCAGACAGGAGGGAGGAUCCUUGAUGCAGAAGUGCACUCUACUGAAGAAGCCUUACUUGAUGUGAAGAUACCAUCUGAGCCAAAAAAGCAACCAACAAUAAAUACAAAGCAUACGGUGAAGAAAGAGACAGAGGAAAGCAUUAAAAAUGGUAACCAUAUACAUCCCGUAACUGAAGCGGUUACAGCUUAACAAACCUGAAGAAACUCCUAGCCUUAAACAUGCUUUUUACCAGUGUCUGUUAUGUUUACCUGAGUGCAACUAAAUAAAAUAUCUCUGUAAAUGCAUAGAUACAUGCAUUCUUGUAUGCAUAGGAUGGACUUGAAUUUAAUAACAGAAAUAAAUGAGGUGCUACUGUUUGCAGUCCCAUGACUUUACUCAUCAUGAACAAUUUCCCAGCAGCAUUUGCUCAAUAAAUGUCACAAUGAAGUUAAAAACA